AUGAGAAAAGGUCAUUGUUCGAGUUGUAGCUUACCAGCAACAAGCUGCUCGUUGAAGCACAAACUCGAUGGAGUCUUUUUCGAGCAUUAUGUCCCUGGCAUACUCUCGCAGGCGACAAGCCUCACCUCCAUUGCAGGCAAGCUGCUCCUCGAAGCACAAACUCAAUGGAGUCCUUUUCAAGCGUUAUGUCCCCGACAUACGGAAACAGGCGACGAGCCUUAUCUCUAUUGCAAACAAGCUGCUCCUCGAAGCACAAACUCAAUGGAGUCUUUUUCGAGCAUUAUGUCCCUGACAUACGCUCGCAGGCAACAAGCCUCAUCUCUAUUGCAGACAAACUGCUCCUCGAAGCACAAACUCAAUGGAGUCUUUUUCGAGCAUUAUAUCCCCGACAUAUGCUCGCAGGUGACAAGCCUCACCUCCACUGAAGACAAGCUACUCCUCGAGUACAAACUUCAUGGAGUCUUUUCAAGCGUCAUGUCCCUGACAUACGCACACAAGCGACGAGCCUUACCUUCAUUGUAG
Prunus armeniaca (apricot) is the source of this 522-nucleotide messenger RNA. Lineage: Eukaryota; Viridiplantae; Streptophyta; Magnoliopsida; Rosales; Rosaceae. The record is from the annotation of a GenBank genome assembly.